This is a messenger RNA of Linum trigynum, 2658 nucleotides long. NCBI's taxonomy places the organism in Eukaryota, Viridiplantae, Streptophyta, Magnoliopsida, Malpighiales, Linaceae. The record is from the annotation of a GenBank genome assembly.
UUAAACACUAACUUUCCAUUAACAACCCUAUGAGCCAAUUAAAACUUAUAGGUUUAAGCACUUGAACCAAUGCCCAUUGUUGGUUAACAAACCUUAUCACUAGAAUAAUUAGUCUUAUGCAAUGUUGUCAAAACCUUACAGAUACCAAACUGUAUUAGUGAGAGAUUAAAGGUUUACUGGCAAACCAACGGUUAACAGAUAUUACAAACCGGUCAUAAAUUCGAUGACAUAUUAUUUGUAAAACAAGUCAUGGCUUCAUGGUAAAUAAAAAAAAUCAGUACUACCUUUCAAUUUGAGAAUUCUAUAUCUCAACUAGGGGUGGUAAUCGAUCGGUAAUCGGUUAAACCGGUUACUAUUUGGACGGUUACAGGUAAUACCGAAACCCAUGUUCGCCACCGUUUGCCGAUACCGAGUGAUGGUCGGUACACCGGUUACCGAAUUAAUGUUCCCCGGUUUUUUAUUCGGUACACCGUUUGCCGAAUUAACAAAUUCACAACAAGAGACUUCAAUGACUAGGUGGUGGGCAGCUGGCUAUGCAAAUGCAAUGGGGUUCACCGUCCACCAGCAAACAGCCAAACAACAAAAGAAAAGAAAGAAGCUAAAGCCUAACAAAGCAAGAAAACAGAGUGCAACUCCUCUGCUCCCCUUCUACUCUCCAGCGGUGGCUUGCUGCUUCUAAGUAGAGUGCAGCUGCUACUCUCUUCCGUUUAACACACGAAAAAUAAUCAGUUAAUUAAUUGUUCCAACUUGGCCAAAUCUAACAAAUCACACUUAAUCAGUUAAUUGAUUCUAACUUGAACUCCGACGAGAUGUUGGGCGGCUUGGUCGAGCGGGAAAGCUCCAACGCCAACGCGGACGAGCGGGGUUGGGUCGAAGGAGACGGGUCUGACGGCAGCGUUUGGGUUGUGAACUUGUGAUGAAGGCAGAGGCGAGAGACGAAAUAAGAAAUUAAUUUACUUUUAAGUUUUAAUAUGUUACAGACUUACAGUUAUUUACUCCUAUUCCUAAUUAGAAUAGGCUAGGGUUGGGGAUUUAUGGAGCGGCAUAACCAUUCAGAUUCUGGUAUCGGAUAACCGGCCAGCCGUCGGUAAGGUGCAUUCCCGGUCCCGGUAUACCGUUGGCCAUCUGCCCCCUGCCGUAUACCGUUGUUCACGGUUAACGAUUUAACCGAUAACCGCGGUUACCGGUACGGUUAUCGGUUAAACCAUUAACCGGCCUACCGCAUACCAGCCCUAAUCUCAACUUGUUAAUAGCUCACGAACGAGCUCAUUGAGGCCGACAUAUUUUAAGCUCAUUGAGCUCAUUUAACAACACAACAAUUCUUUUGACAGUUACCUAAGCAACCAUCAUGGACAAAGAGGAUGCAAACCAUUAGCUCAUUUCAUAGGGCCAACUGGCCAAGCCAUGCUUCUGAUUUAGAGAAACCCACCACUAUCAUAUAAUUUGGUAAAGUUUACAUCUAUAUAUUUUGGUCAUUGAUGUGGUGCAAAACAAAGCAUGAUUUCUGUAAUUUUGUUUCAUUUUUCCUACAGCUCAGCCACAAUCUUUCUGUAAUUUUGGUCAUUGAAAGUGUCUGAAGUAGUCAGAAUGCUGGAAGGAAGAGAUGGAUUUUCAGAGAGAUGAGAAACCCUCAUCAUGGAUUUGCAUGCAGAUAACCUAUCUUAUCUAAAUCGAUAACAUUCCAUUUGCUUCUCACACAUUUCUUAACAAAGCAAAAUUUGAAUGGGUUGUUGCUCUAGUUGAAAUUGAGGUAUAAAAUAUGGAUAAUAGCUGCUUUCGUAACCUAACUUUUGUUGAGUCAUCCGGUUCCAACAAAAAGUUAUUAGCAAAUUUGAACAUAGUUCAACAAAACCACUUCAUAUACUAAACCUUGAAGUCUAUAGGUGAGUUAGUAAGUAACUCAUAUUUGGAUGACGAUAUCUAUGUGAUAUGUGUGUUUAGCAUUAAUAAAUUUGAGAUAAGACACACAAUUCAUAUAUGCAAUGAAUAUUUAGCCACAUAUACAAAGUCUCCAACCAUCAUUUCCCCAUAAUGUGCCACCCCCUCGUCCCUCAAGCUCCAUGACACAAGCUGAUUCGUUUAUAAUCUCAAUUAAUAACAACACUAAUACCCCCAAUCCGAACCAAGUAUAACUCUAAUUGGCACCAUAGUACACUAGUUGACCAAGUUUGUAUCCCCAGACCUAGCCCUCCUGUCCAUAGUCAUUAUCUAAUAUAUUAUGUAGGAUAUGAAAGAUGAAACUACGAGAAAAGUUACAAGAAAGAAACGAUACUCCGAACAUGCAUCCCUCGCCCUAACUAUCGAACAUAACAUGAAAUUGGUUGAUAAAUAAAUUUGUGAUAAUUGAGGUGUGAAGGUCAAUAAUAUGGCAGAUCUGUGCAAUGAUCAUGUCUCCCGACCCCCUUCUAGCCCCAUCUACCGACUCGAGGUCACGUAGUCAGGUUGAUUAGAGGUAAGCUCUACCCCUCUAAAUGUGUUUUACCUGUAAGCACAUAAAUCAAAUAAGGGAAUGAUCAUGCACUUACCCAGUAAGUAUCAAUUUUGUGAGCACUUGGCAAAGGGGAUGCUCACCUCUACCUAAACUAAGUCUCUAAAUCAUCAAUGUAUGAAAAAAACACAUGCACCAUACACUCACCUGAAUUAACCCAUGAAAAACAC